Messenger RNA from Onychostoma macrolepis, 6270 nucleotides. RefSeq lists its product as uncharacterized. Bases 172 to 1791 code for a protein of 539 amino acids. The record is from RefSeq and is a predicted model, not a curated record. NCBI's taxonomy places the organism in Eukaryota, Metazoa, Chordata, Actinopteri, Cypriniformes, Cyprinidae. The transcript is spliced from 9 exons.
AUAACGCCGAUUUGUGAAACAGAAGUGUCUUUCCUUGGCAGAUUGGGGGCGAUGAAGAAGGGUUGGAAAAUAGGAGGAAGAACAAAAACACCCUUUUAAACCAUAUUUCUGUAUUUAGCGUGCCAAUCUUUAUGCUGACUUGGAUUCCACAUACAGAGAUAUCCAGCUAAAAUGGGCAUCACAUGUGUGGCAGUCAUUAGCACCCUCCUGUGCUCAGUUUGGUCAUCAACCAUUAAAGCUAAAGAUGAACACCGCACUGCUUUCUUUGGAGAGGACGUUCAUAUACCCGUGCCGGCUUUAGACACAAUAGAGGUGUUGUUCAAACCGAGGGUGGAUCCUGUGUUGGAGCGGGUUCUCCUGCGAGACGGGAAAAUUCUGGACUCAAGGGCCAAACUGAACGUUCACAUCAGCCAUUUGAUCCUGGAGGAUGUGGGCGAGGAAGAUGAGGGCAUGUAUGUGGUGAAGAAUUCUGCUGCUCCGGCUGAUGUGAGACGAAUCAUUCUUAUUGUUAGAGACUGUGCUCUAGAGACUGUGGUGAAAUAUGGAGACACGUAUCAUAUCCCGAUCAACCCUUCGAUCGGUCCAUACACCCUCGAGUUCAGGCCUGGAGCUCACACUCCAGUUAACCAGACCACAGAGGAACCGCCUGUGCUGCUUCUAAACCAGACCGGCAUCCCCACGCAAGAGUACGAGCGCCGCCUCACCGUGGGCGAGAAGAGGGUCAACCUCCAUUUGGUUACAGGAGCCGAUGAGGGCAGCUACACUGUUGUGGACAGUGAUGAAAAAGUCCGAUUGAGAGCCUGCCUCAAUGUGAAAGACCACCAGAUGUUUGAGCACUUGAAUUAUGGUCAAACCUUGAAGAUCAAGCUUCACGUGGACCACACAAAAGUCAAAAUGAUCUACAUCCCAGACACUGACCGCAAAGAACGACUCAUCAUGGACCAGGGGGAGCUGACGGUGCCUGUCGACUCUGCUUUUGAGGGUCGAGCGUCUGUGGAAGGAUCCAUGUUCUACUUGAAGAAGGUCAAAGUCGGUGACAUCGGUGUCUUUCGAGUGAUGGACUUUUCUGGCUUCCGCAUAGCUGACGUCUACCUUCACGUGGAGCCCUAUAAGCUGCCACAGCUGUAUGUGGCGAUCAUCUCCUUGCUGUCUCUGCUGGCGUUCCUGCUGUUGGUGUGUCUGCUGUCCUGUCUGAUCAAGGUUCACCGUCGGUCGGAGAGAGCUCGUAAGAUCACCCUAAUCGCUCAGCAGGCUGGCAAGAGCGAAGGAGAGGCCUUCAGACAGGUGGUUCAUGAAGCUUAUACUAGAUUCACAGAGGAGUCCACCGUACAGUCCACAUGGGAGAACACCACAGAGAGCACAGAAGUUGAGAUCAAAGGUCUUGAGGUAUCAAAACCAGGUCAGUACCAGGCCCUCCAAUCUGAGCAGAACUUCUUGGACAUGAACGACUCAGGCGUGGAGUUCAACUCGUCUGCGCUCCCUCUGGACAGUGACUCAGAAGUACCCGAAAAUCUCGCCUCUCAGAAGCUCCUGCUCGAGUCCGACACUCUCGCUGGCGUCCCGCCGGCCAUUUCUGAGGGCGACCACAGUGCCACUCGCACCCCUGAUUCAAUUCUGAGCGCCAGCCCCGUUGUCCAGCCCAAAUCCGCGGCUCAGAUAGAUGGCGGCUUAAUCGGAGCGACCACACCUGAGGAAGCGACCAAAGCCAAUGAUUUAGAUGCGAAGACGAGCAAAGAUGCUUCACCGCAUUCUGAGAAAGCACUGGAUCCAAGUAAUGGUACCACAACCUGAGCACUUUAAAGCAAAUUGAGUCACACUAACCAGUGUGGCCCCUUUUUGUUCACCACAUCUCACCAUUUGACGUCUAAAAUGACACUUCAUCUUGCUUGGAUUGAUCUGUUGCAUAACAAAUGGUUUGUCGAUCAAGCAAAAAUCCUGAUCCUAGAAGAACAAAAGAACAAAUCCAAGAGAAGACAACAUAAUUCACAAAAAAAAAAAAAAAAACUUUGAAGAACCGAAUCAGUCCUGCACUAUGCAUGCCUUUGAAUUAUGAGGUCUAGUUUGAAGCCAAGUGCUAGAUUAGAGUGACCAUGUAGUGCAUGUGAAGAAGAAAAACACACGUGUAAGACUUAACACUUUUUUAAUUUUACAAAGCAAUGCAACUAUAACCAGAACUUUCACGAGAGAGUCAAACUGCCUGAAACUCCAAGGAAGCCUCAAGCAACAUCUGAAACAGAUUGCGUUGGAUCUUACAUCUACAAAAUGCCAAAUUUUGAGUAUUACUUCAUUUGUGGAAUCAAAGUUGGAUUCAUUCCAAGAUCAAACACGCUUUCUCAGUGCUUCACCUGGUGCGAAUGCUUCCUUUUGACUGUCUGCAGUCACCGGGCGGCUUUGAAGUGCUUUGCUGAUAAUCCUUGCCAAUGGUAAACUAAAUACCUUGAUGAAUCAGGUCCGCACGGAUGACAGGUAUCCGAUACGGUGGCUUACCACUGUAAAUAGGAUCAGCUGUGGUGGAGGGUUUUGGCCCUGGUUCAGAGGAACUCCUCUGAAGGAACGGCUUGUCUCAGCAGUUAUAGGUGCUGAUUCUGCUGGGGUGUCUCCGGGCCUUUCCGGUGAUCUCUUUUCUAAUGCUUCUGAUGCGAUCUUUUAUUCCUACUCAUUUGAAUAUAUUUUACAGCAGGUUUGAGCUCGCAGAAAUGCGCUCAUUGUGAAAAUUGUCAUUGACAUUUAUUCACGAGGAAUGAUUCGCAAUAAUACGCAACUAAGUGGGGUCUAGGAGGUGUUGAGUUCAGGAAAAUUCAGUAUUCAUAUUUAUAAUAUCUUAUAUGGUUUCAUUAUGUAGAUUUGAAUCAUUUGUGAUUGACUCGCUUCUGUAAGUACAGUUGAGUCUGCAUAAAACUCGGCAUCCAUAUUUCCAGCUGUAACAUGGCUAUUUUGCUUCUGCAAUUUUACUAAAAGCAUUGCAAAAUUUUUAAGAUUUAAUAAUUCCAAAUAUCUUUUUCAUACCAUACACUCUUAAAAAUAACGUUUUUUUUUGCUAGCAUUGAUGUUCCAUGAGGAGUCCUUAACAUUCGUGGAACCUUUCAAGGUUCUUUAUAGUGGAAAAAAGGUUCUUAAGAACAUUAUAAUGUUUAUUACACUAAGAAAAAAAGGUUGUUUUAAGAACUAAUCACUGAAAGUUUCUUUGACAAAGCAAAAAUGGUUCUUCAAUGAAACUGUUGCAAAAAUCAGCUUUGUUUUUAAGAGUGUAUAGUUCUAAUUCUUGAUUUUUAGGUUAACGCUACUCGUUUCUAUUGGAUAGAUGCGUUUAUGCAGAUGAGGUGUGAGGAGGAUUAUGAUGCAAUAUUAAAAUGAGCUGUAGCUGGUGGGUGGAGUCUUACAUCAGGGGCGUGGUUUAGCCUGUUGGUGAAAUUGCUACCUCAUGUUUUGAUGUCUGAAGGACAUACAGAGGGAAAAUGGCAAAAAAAAAAAGGCACAGGGUGUCAAAAAAAGCACAAUUAAGAAAAAAUCCUCGCAAAAGAUGUGAAUUAAAUUGCAGCUAAUGUAAAUACAAUGGUAUGCAAAAAAAUAAUAGACAAAAUAGUCAAAUUACUAAUUAAAUUAACCCCUUUUUGCUUAUAGUGAACCCUUUAGUGACUGCAUUCAGAACAUGGAUGGAAUAUUUUCUAUAUUGCAUUGAUAUUUAUUGACAUAUUUCAUGAUCAAGCCCUAGAUUUUUGACUAGCUAGCAUUAUCUUAAACUCCCACUGCUUCACUCCAGAAAUUGUUUUAUUGAUUAAGGUUUGUUCUUAUGUCAUAUGACUAAAUGUGCCGUUAUUGGGCCUUAUGAAGCAAUAUUAGUGUGAAAGCAUUGGGCCUCAUUUAUGAAGCAUAAGCAAAACAGAUUUCUUUGUAUAUUGUUCGUAAAACCAUUCACUCUCAGAAAAAAAGUUACUAAAUCUGUCACUGGGGCACUCCUUUUUCACAAGGUACUAAUAUGUAACAUUAAGGUACCAAUAUGCACCUUUAGGGGUUAGCUUUUAGCUUUUUUUUUCCUGAGAGCAUUCUUACAUUCAAAGUUCAAUUCACUGCAACAUUUUAUGUAUGAAUGGUCUUACGAUCGAUUUUCAUAAAUUUGCUCUGCUCAUGUUUCAGGAAUGAGGUUGGAUGCACUCACACUCACACACACACACACACACAUACAGGGUAGGUGCAACAAACAUACACACACACUUCUGUACAUAGAUGUAUUGCAUGUUAAUGAUCAAUACUAUCCAAUGAUUGCUGGAUUCUCAUGCAUUUUUCUUCAAAUAAGACACAGCUUCUAAAGAAAUGAAUGACAUAAAAAACAAGAAACCUUAACAGGGUUUCUGCAGGUCAUAAAAAUGGGUUUUCAUUUGCUUUUACACAAAUUAAGGCCUUAAAAAGGCUUAAAUCUGAGGCGAAAUCUUAAAUUCAUAAAGUCGUGGCAUUAAAUGUUGCAUACACUGCAAAAUAAAUGAUAUCUUUCUCAGUAUUUUUGUCUCGUAUUCCAGCUCAAAUAUCUAAACAUUCUUAAAUCAAGGUACAUUUACUUGAGAUUGAAAAAUAUAUAUAUCAAGCCUUGUUUUUUAAGGGACUGAACAAAAUGAAGUGAGUUUAUGCUUAAAACAAGAACAAAUAUGUCAGUGGGGUAUGAAAACUUGUUUUUCCUUUGAAUUAAGUGCAUUUUACUGACACCAUUGUCAGAUGUUUGUUUUGUUUUAAUCACAAACUCACUUCAUUUUGAUCAUCAUCUCAGUAAACAAGACUUACCUUAUGUCAUCUGCAUCGCAAAUAAAUAUCUUGAUUUAUGACUCUUUAACACAUUUUGCACUGGAAAAAAAGGACAUCACUUUUUUUUGAUAAGUUAUUUACAAAAAAGUAAUAAUCUGUUGUAUUUUCAAACUUUGAAGUGAUGCUAAUACAACUCAUUGAAAGUGUCCUGGACAUUAGAGAACAUACUGAUGAAUUUAUUCCUUAUAUAUUCUUUACUUGGUCUUAAAGUCUUAAAUUUGUCUAUGUGAAACCUGCAGAAACCCUGCUUUGGCACUGUCAUGCUUUAACUGAAUCUUUGCACUUGAGAAUGAUUUUGAUAAUGCAAAACUCAAGAAAUAUUUCUCUGACACUAUAUUAUUGCUAUUUAUUAAUUAUACUCUCUUUAUAUAUGCGCAGAUGUCAUAGAUCUACUAUAUACGCAACUUAAAAGCAUUACAGAAGCAUGCUGAACUAGAGGUUGCCUGUUAGAAAUGAGAUUUCAUUGCAUUGCAUUACUUUGUCUCUGAUGAGAAGUAUUCUUAAUGUCAGUGUUAUUUUAGCAGCUAAUAUGGGAAAUGUUUUCAAAUUUGGUUUAUUUUGGUAAAAAAUGGAUGUCAAAUUUAUGAUUAUGCAUUUUACAAUCAUGAACCGAAAACAGUUUUUGAGUGGUGCACACAUUUCCAAUCCUCAGGUGUAACUGAGCACAACAAAAUCAAAACUGGUCUUUCAAAAGAAAUGGAUAUCAUUUUUCUAUUUCUUACUAGGACAGAAAUCACGACUACAGUCAGCUGUAUAUACAGUUUUAGCUUGAUUAUACUUGAACAAAUGCAUUCACCCCUCAAAGUUCAGUGUGAUUCAGCUUUAUAAAGGUCACUGCUUUUAAAUGUGUUGAAAUUUGCAUUUGUGUUUGGUGAAGUGAACUUUACCCUGAGUAGUUUGAGCUGGAUAAAUCAUAAUUCUGCACAAGAAAAUGCACUUAUCACACUGAAAAGUGACUAAAAAGAUGUUUUUCAGUGGUACAGGAACCAUAGCAAUACAAGUCCAUCCUGCUCAGGUUUGAUCAGUGGUUUACACAGAUGCUGGCAUCACAUAAUUAAUUAAGCUCAGGAGUGUGUGCUUUCUUCAUCGAUUUAUGCUGAUUUCAUUGUUCAAUUGAUCUUUUGUCAGCUUACAUGCAAGGGUUCUCAGGAGACAGGUUUCUCGAAGUGCUUUAUUCAUCAGAAAAGUUGUGAUUGGGAACAUGCUUUGUAACAUUACGGUCUUUUCCUUGUUCAGACUAGCAUCUCUCACACAGCUGUAUUUACCUGAUAAGUAACAGACUUCCAUAAAACCAUGAAUAUUAACAAUACUUCAGUCAUGUACAAAGUAUGGUGCAGAGGAUCUUGUUUUUAGCUGCUUUGUUAAUUUAGUAUUACAUGUGGCUUCAUAGUUUGACUUUAAGCACAACUUUAGUUCAACUUUGAUUUGCCCUCUUGAAUGAAAGAUGAAAAUAAAAUUUUGACUUUAAAAGUCCCA